Tetrahymena thermophila SB210 is the source of this 381-nucleotide messenger RNA. RefSeq lists its product as hypothetical. The transcript has a single exon. NCBI's taxonomy places the organism in Eukaryota, Ciliophora, Oligohymenophorea, Hymenostomatida, Tetrahymenidae. The record is from RefSeq and is a predicted model, not a curated record.
AUGAACAAAAAAAAAUAGAAAAUAAACUCGAAGAAGAAAAUGAGCAAGAAGAAAAUGAAAAAGAAAAAGAAAUAAAGAGAAAAGAAUAAAAAAAGAGAGAAAAAGAAAUAAAGAGAGAAAAAGAAAUUUAGAGAGAAAAAAUAGAUACAAUCGUUAGAUCAUAAGUUAAAUAAUCCUUAAAAUAUCCAAUAAAAAGAGAAGAAGCUAAAUUUAAAAAUUUAUAAUAGUAAUAACAGCAUUUUGAAGAGAUAUUAUUUAAUUAAAAUCUUAAUCCAAUAUUAAGGACUAUUUUAGAAAAUGAAAAAUAUGAGAGACCUAAAUAUUGCAAAGCAACUUAAAACAAAUUCAAAGCUAUCUUAGACAAACUAAAUUAAUUGGUGA